Molecule: messenger RNA, 4763 nt
Organism: Synchiropus splendidus (mandarinfish)
Lineage: Eukaryota; Metazoa; Chordata; Actinopteri; Syngnathiformes; Callionymidae
Gene: frmd5b
Product: FERM domain containing 5b
Exons: 14
Coding region: 196-1917 (573 amino acids)
Cellular component (GO): cytoskeleton
Molecular function (GO): cytoskeletal protein binding
Source: RefSeq, a predicted model, not a curated record
UGAACCCCGCCACUCACUCAACACCGACCUGAAGAUGCAGCGUCACCACCACCACCACCACCACCGCCGCCGCCGCGGGGCUCGGCCGCUGACCGGGGAUCGCUGCGCCGCGCGGGGACGUCGCUAACGCGCCUGAAGGUGAACUUGUGUUGACGAGCUGCAGCCCCCCGAACCCAGAGCGCGACGGAGGAGAAGAUGCUGAGCCGACUGAUGAGCAGCAGCAUCAGGAGUCUGGACCGGGAGUGCAACUGCACCGUCAGGCUGCUGGACGACUCGGAGUACACCUGCACCGUCCAGCGCGAUGCCAAAGGCCAGUACCUGUUCGACCUCAUCUGCCACCAUCUCAACCUGCUGGAGAAGGACUACUUUGGCAUCAGAUAUGUGGAUCCGGACAAGCAGAGGCACUGGCUGGAGUUUUCCAAGUCCAUCUCUAAACAACUGAAGUCUCAGCCUCCCUUCACCAUGUGUCUCCGUGUCAAGUUCUACCCUCCAGACCCGGCAGCUCUGAGGGAGGAAAUCACCAGAUAUCUGGUCUUCCUUCAGGUUAAGAGGGACCUGUACCACGGUCGGCUGCUGUGCAAGACCACCGACGCCGCCCUGCUGGCCGCCUACAUCCUGCAAGCUGAGAUCGGUGACUACGACCCCGGGAAACAUCCUGAGGGCUACAGCUCCAAAUUCCAGUUUUUCCCCAAGCACUCGGAGAAGCUGGAGCGGCGGAUCGCGGAGAUCCACAAGACCGAGCUGAUAGGUCAGUCGCCCGAAACUUCGGAGCUGAACUUCCUCCAGAAGGCCCAGAUGCUGGAGACGUACGGCGUGGACCCGCAUCCCUGCAAGGACGUGUCCGGGAACCCGGCUUUCUUAGCUUUCACGCCGUUUGGAUUCACCGUGCUGCAAGGAAACAGGAGGGUUCACUUCCUCAAAUGGGACGAAGUCACCAAACUCAAGUUCGAAGCAAAGACAUUCCACAUUUAUGCAAAUCAGUCGGAGGAUAAGAAGAUCAUACUGACGUACUUCGCUCCGACCCCCGAGGCCUGCAAGCAUCUGUGGAAGUGUGGGGUGGAGAACCAGGCCUUCUACAAGUUGGAGAAGUCCAGCCAAGUCCGGACAGUGUCCAGCAGCAACCUGUUCUUCAAGGGUAGUCGCUUCAGAUACAGUGGGAAAGUGGCAAAAGAGGUGAUGGAGCAGAGCGCCAAGAUCAAGAGGGACCCGCCCGAAAUCCACAGAGCUGGCAUGGUGCCAAGCAGGAGCUGUCCGUCCAUCACUCACGGCCCCCGUUUGACCAGCGUGCCCAGAACACGGAGAAGAGCGGUGCACAUCUCCAUCAUGGAGGGUCUGGAGUCUCUGCGGGACAGCGCCCACUCCACACCGGUGCGGUCCGUCUCUCACGGAGAGUCCUUCCUGUCCUCGCGGGGUCAGCUGCUGGACGGGAGCGAGGGCGGCGCGGCGGCGGCGGUCAUCUCCGACGAGGCCUACAGCCCCGCGGACAGCGUGCUGCCCACGCCGGUGGCCGAGCGCGGCGCAGAGGUGGGCGGGGCACGGCACGUCAACGGCGCCCCCUGCAGCAACGGCGAGGAGAAGGAGUCGGAAGCCGGCCCGUCCAAGGAUGGUAAAGCGGCGGGAGCCGGGCGGAGAGCCCUGCGCUUGGUCAGGAGCAAGUCGCUGCCCCCCAGUGACGUGGAGGAGCUGAACAAGUUCGUCCUCAGCGUCGUGCGCUUGUUCCUGGUCACCAUCGGACUCCUGUUUGCCCUGCUGCUGCUCCUCAUCAUGCUGACCGAGUCAGACCUGGACAUCGCUUUCCUGAGGGACAUCCGGAAGACGCCCGAAUUCCAGCAGUUUCACAUCGAGUACUUCUGCCCGCUGCGGCGCUGGUUCGCCUGUAAGUUGAGAUGGAUAGGAGGCUUCCUCGUCAGCAAGUGAGGCCGGGCGACGGUGACCCAUCGGGAGGGCUGGGGCGGGUGCGGGGGCGGCCGGGAAAGCCACGUCCACACUACUGCGUUUCAAGAUUUGAUCCUGGACAGUCGCUGUGGCACUCACACAGUUUGGACUGCGUUAGUAGCACAGGAGAUUACGCCGGUAUAUGGCGGCAUCUGGUGGCCAAGCUAUGGUCGAGAAUCAAGCGUCCAUUUUUUCAUGUUUUGCAGACGCCCAGACGCCCUCCUAGCUAAUAGCCUGGACUCCACCCACCAAAUCACAGAACCAUCGCGCCACAAAUAGCUUUCACUCCCGAGUGCUUGCUCAUUCCCACCAUCAUGAACACACGGAGGUAGGAAUGUCAACGGACCCACGAAGUCUACGCCGCCGCACAGGCAUGAGCCGAGCGGCGACGCCGCCCCAAAACUGACACGCUUGCUCGACACAAACAUGGCUGCUUGUUGAAUGACCUUCAGAAGGUUUGGGGAUUUCGUCUGGUCCCACACCGAGGUCCCAGUUAGGUGACAGAGUGUUCAUGUGUGAGGGGGUCCGAUAACCGUCUCCUGAAAGAGAACCAGACUGAGGCCAACACUUUUUAACCAGGAAUUAACCAAGAACACGCUCAUUUUCAGGCCUAGUUUCCAGAGAACUUUUAGUUACCAUCGUGGGGAAAGUGGGAGAAUCCCGAGUACACAAUCUAAGAUGGCUUCCCUAAACGUAAACAGAAGAACAUUCAGUGAAUUUGUGUUUUCAGAACGUAUUUAUCCAGCAGUUGCGUCUAUCCAGACAAGGAACGCAUGAGAGAGGUUUUCAUGGACUUGUUCCGUGAGAUCAUUCCCAGUUCCGACUGCCCACUUCCGAGAAAAGUGUAGCGCAGCAUAACAGCCAAUAUGUGUUCCCUAAUCAUAAGUGAUUCCAUCUGGUUAUUUUGAGCUAUUAGCAGGGCUAUGCUAUCAUGCUAAAUGGAGUGCUAGUUUUGGAAUACGGCACAAAAGAUACAGCAGAAAAAAACUUUUCAGUUGAUUUUAAUUCAUAUCCAUAUUUAGAGAGGCAUAGGACCGCGAGACAAGUCUGUCACAGCUGGUGAUGGACAGAUGAGGCUUCAUGAAACAGACUCCUCAUUUUCAGAGCCACUAGGUGGCGCUCUCCGCUCUAAAAUCUUAAGAUUCGAGCGACAAUUUAACUGAAAACGCGUCAUUUUUAAACCGAGAGCGCCACCGUCACUCACGUAGAGGCGGUGCCGAACCAGGAUGCGUUCAGGGUCCGUUAGCAUCUCUACUUUCACGUCCCAAAAGUUUCCGUGGAAGAAUCUAGAACGUAGUACUGUGGACGUUUCCUGUGAUCCAUCCUGCUUCUCUCAUCACCGCUCUGCUCCACGCAGCCAGGUUCUUUGUGUUCCAGGAUUUGAUUUUGGACGAUCAUUAACUCAAUAAUAGUAGUAUUUAUUUUUCUAUUAAUUUAUUUGUCCAGUGCAUUUUCUAUGACAGUUUUAAAAUGUACAAAGCAGAUACAGUCAUUUUAAAGCCAAAUACAUAGUAGUGUGUGUGCUGUGGUGAGCGGCUGUUGCGAUGUAGGAGACGAUCAUGUUCUGAUCACAUGACUGAGGGAGGUGAGGUCGGGACUGAAGACUGGAGAGGUGUGUGUGUGUGACCUUGUAUAGCUACACUUGUGGGGACCAAUUCUUGGAAACACACAGGGACCUUUUCCCUAUGUGCUUAAGUCUCAAUGUGAGGAUUGAAACCUCAAAAUAACUGGGUCUUUAUAAGUGGGUUUAAGCUUAGUCCAGAGUCCUAGUGCAGGUGAGCCAUGUGUUUCAGAUGGCUAGGCUGGGGAAAGGGUUAUGGCAAUGCAGGGUACCCACAAGGAUAGGAAUACAAACCCGUGUGUGAUGACACCAUCUUUCUGCUCAAACACUGUUUUGUCUGCACUGAAAUUACACCAGUAUCUGAUGACGUCAAGACUGUCUCAACGUCAAGCUGCGCUUUCAUCAACAGAGAGUUGUCCACAAGAGGGCAGCAGUGACGUUCGUCAUCAGUAAAAGAACUAAGUCUGAAAAACUGGCAACGUCUUUCACGGUGGCGUCUCAUCGGGCACGGCGAGGGAAGGUUGACAAGUCGACGUCAAUGUCUCUGAAAAGGUGGAUUAACUCGUGUCAUAUCAAGAGCGAAGCAAUAAAAAGCAUAUGUUAGCAUUAGCGUGUCGCUGUGAGGUUAGCGGUCGCGCUAAAGUGACACCCUGCUCGCGACUGCAUCGGAAAGUGAGCUCACAGUCUGCGUCGUCAAUACAUGUAGUCAAGUGCUUCUUUAUAUCAGAUAGCAAUGUUGAGCUCAUGGCUACCUUCGAAGGAACAUUCUAAGUGUCGUGUUUUUGUCAAAUGAGCCACCUGGGAAGGAAGUUGACCAAACUGUAGGUGAAUAUUAGAUUCCAAAACGAAGAGAAGAACCAGAGGAGAAGAAGCCUGUUGAGGCGAGGGUUUCGCAGGAGCGGCAGGUGGGUCGGUCUGACUGUGGAACCUUCUGCUGGGAUCACUAAGCCGAGUUCCAGUCAGUGCUCCUCACCAGAGCCGCAGCUUCAUGUUUACAUCCACAUCGCCGACCAAAGAUUCCUCUUGGACGCUCCCCCCUGGGCUCGGGGGGCCCGUCCGACCCGCUUCAGCCUUACUCCACGCUCGGACCACAAGUCCUCUCACCAGUCCCACGAGCAUGUGUGUCGCUACCAGGACAAUGUUUCAGUUAUGCAACCGGUGGAGCGAGGGCCGAGCCGACCCGCGGGCUUCUGUAUUACAGUCCUAAACUGACUCACUGAAUAAUCCCAAGAAUGACAGUGGACAAUAAAAACGUGAAUCCAGAUCA